AUGUCGAGACGAAGCUCAAACAGGGUAAACGCCAAAGCUAAUGCGUCCCAACUCUCUCCUAUUGGCCUCGAUGGGCCCGGGAUCAGCACGCCUGCCAUUCCUCUUGCAAACACAAUUUCUCCAGAUAAUGCCCAGCUCAAGACGGAACCAAGCGUGAUGGACGGUUAUGCUCCCUAUUUGGCGCAGCCCAUGACAAAUUCUCCUACCCGAAUCGGUACGCACGAGCUCUUCUCGGCUAAUGCUCCCGGCAUCCACACUCCGCCCCAGACACACGUCCGUGUACACGAUAUGCGCUUCAGGGCAACACCAAAGGACGUCAAGAACAGCGCUCUCUCCACGUCGGACCAUGCCAUGGACGAGAGCGAGGAACCCCUCUUUGUCGAUUUGCUCAGUGCCGACCGCUCUAAUAUCAACGAAGGAUUCAUCAAUCCGAGUCUUGAUCCUCACUCUUCCAGCCCGCCGAUGCCAUGGCGCGAAUAUCCAAACGCAGUCUUGCCAAAGGUCAUCAAACUCGCCCCUCCACCACCUACUCGCCCAGCCCUGUACGAGGUCGGGGCGGCUUUCUUCUCCCACAACUCGCCGGAAGGCGCGUCGCGUCCACCAGAGCCCGAGAUGACCCCUGUCCAGCACUCUAAUCGCGAUGUACACCAUCAGUACUCGCCCUUUGUGACCGACCCAAUCCGCACUGCUGUCCAAUUUGAUCCCGCCGAGCUCCCCCCAGCACAACGUAACCCAAAUGGGAUCAACUGGAUUGUCCAGUCUGUCGAACACGGGUACGCCUUGAUGCGCCAUCUCGAGGAAAAACGCCAGCAGGAGCAACGACAGCAACAGCAACAAGUCCCAGAUCCAUCUUCGAGUGGCGCUCCGCCGAUAGACACGAAUAACGGUACAACGGAUAAAGGUGCCAACGACACGCCUUCGGACGUCCGUCCUGCUGGUCCCUAUUCGACUGUCAAUUCUGGCUCAAUGGAGAAUGCUGCUCCCAAUGGAUGGAUGAUGUGGAUUCCUCCUCAGGAUCGUGGCCCACUCGAGAGCAAAGAAGCUCCGGGAAUGCAGCCACCCGCAUCAGCUACGCCUUAUUUCCCUCCGACUUGGUCCCAGCAACCAGUAGGCACGUCUGCUCCGGCCUCUCAAGCUGAUAAAGCGCCACCUGGUCCAUCGUCGAUCCCACCUGAACCGCGUGAAGGAGCGUGGCCUCAGCAAGGAGAUGGUCAGUCAACGCCCUCGACAGGGAUACGAUGGGGUCCACAUCCACAAGGUCCACCGGCUCCUCCAUCUUCGGGAGCCGCACCGAACCCCCAACAACAACAAUGGCCGAGCAUGCGUUCUAUCGCGAACCCGUCUGCCCAAGCAUGGCCAUACCAGCCUGAUCCAGAUAUCGACGGACGUGCGGAUGCUCCGACGCGCUGGGCACCCAAUUCGGCUGUCCAUUCGAUGGCGUGGGACCCAUCAAGAGGACCAGGUCCGACAAAUGAGUCUGCGCCUUCAGCACCUACGCAUCCUGGUUAUCCAGGAGCAGGAUCCCCCUCGGUCGGAUCACGAGCUCAUCCACCGCCCCAGUCGCCUGCUCGAAGCGCAAAGGCUCCUUGGUCCUCAGAGGGAGCACAUCCGCUUCCUCCAGACGGUCGCCUUCCACCUGAUGCGACGCUUCGGACGCCCUCGACGCAGCCGAUAACCGUGGCAGGGCAACAACAACAACAACAGCAGCAGCAGCAGCAGCAACAUUCGGCGUUCACUGGACCACCAAUGGCAUAUCUUUCUCAUGGUGGACAGCAGCCAUCCCAGCAGCAGUCUCGUCCACAACCACAGCAUCCUAGCUCAGGUAUGGGAAGAGAGAUGCAAUACGGUCCGCAGCCUGAUUCCUUGGGAGGUUAUCCACCAUCGUCAAUUGGAGCACCACAACCCGCCCAGCGAGCACACUCUGAUAGCGUGCCAGUGAACAUGGUUCAUCAGCAACCAAUGAAGUAUCCCCUCAAUGUCUCUUCUGGGCCUGGUGGCCCAGGACAGGUGGUGGUGGGUAUGGAGUCGCGCAAUCCAUACCCAGCUGUUCCCCCAGUCUCAGGUGCGGUCCCGUACGGCCCUGGUCCUCCUCAACUUGGUGCUACGGGUAUUCCUCAACAAUCACGAUCCGCGCCUCCUCUUCAUCCACAGCAAGGGGGCUAUCACCCUGGCAUCUCGUACAUCCAACCGCAGACAACCGGCGGUGGUGGUGGUGGUAAUGGACCUCCGCAGCUUGGAGGGGAUGCAGCAAACAGUGUUGGUGGACCACGAGUCGGUCCUCCUAUGUAUGCACAACCUGGAUGGCCCCCGACGUCUGUACCAUACAUGGUCAACCCUGCUCAACAGCAUGCGGGUGCGGCCACUCCUGGGCCGACGAGACCCGCCUCUGUGGGCAUGCAACCUCCUGGACAGUACAUGGCGACGAUGGGUGCGCAUCCAGCCGUUCAAGCGUCGCAGGAAAUGUAUGCGCAGCUCCAGUAUCGAGGUCCUGCGCCUCAAUGA
Molecule: messenger RNA, 2502 nt
Organism: Serendipita indica DSM 11827
Lineage: Eukaryota; Fungi; Basidiomycota; Agaricomycetes; Sebacinales; Serendipitaceae
Source: the annotation of a GenBank genome assembly